UUUCAAAUUUGGAGCCUACUGUUAACUCGUGUCACGUGUUUCCGCUUUGGCGUGCAGCUUCCUUUCGUGUGUGGUUGCCAUAGUAACAGACCCCGCGUUGCGGUUGAGAGUUUAGCCAAACAGCAGCAGGCAUGAGUGCAGAUGCAGUUUUCUCUCUUCAAAACCAGUCCACCACCGUUGACUAUAGCGGGAAGGUCCCUGUAGAGCACCUGGACUAUGAUUACAUUGGAAAAUGUAAAGAUGUAAAAUACCUGGAGAAGAUCUUGAGAGUACUGAGGUCUGGCGAUGAGGGCAUUUUUCCUCAUCUGAUCAAGUUCUGUGAGAGUCACUUGGAGAAACUGGACCCAAGGAGCCGAGCUCUCAGGAAGGAAAACCCUGUGGCCACAGCAGCCACCCUCUCUAAAGAUGAGUGGAGCCAAAUUGUUAAUGAGUUGGAGACUUGGCAAGAAGAAACCAAAAAAACUGAGACUUCACUAAAAGAGCAGUCAAUGUUUGAUGAUCUAGUGAAUGAAAACACGCCACCUAUAAGAGGUUCCAAUUGCUCCAUUCCACUUAGUCAGACUUCAGUUCCAAAAGAAAAGAGAAAUUCUUCAAAACGCGCUCUCCCACGUGAUUAUCGAGAAUGGGACAAGUUUGAUGUGGAAAAAGAAUGCGACAGAAUAGAUGGAAAUGUGGUCAAAAAUGAUCCACCUGUCAUUAUAAACACAGGACACCCCAAAAUCAAGACUAAAGUGGAUGCUUCAAUGCUGACACAACAGGAGAAGCUCCUUCUGGCAAAUCGUGAAAAGGACAAAGGCAAUGAAGCUUUCAAAGCAAACGAUUAUGAGGAGGCAGUUGUAUACUAUUCCAGGAGCCUUUCCAUUAUACCAACUGUGGCUGCAUACAACAACAGAGCCCAGGCAGAAAUCAAUCUCAAGCACUGGCACAGUGCUAUGAGAGACUGCCAGAGGGUACUCGAAAUGGAACCAGGAAAUAUGAAAGCCCUGCUACGUCGUGCCACUGUUUAUAAUCACAUGGGCAACUUCCAAAUGGCUGCUGAAGACCUGAGGAUGGUGCUAAGGGAAGAGCCGCAGAAUGCUGCAGCCACUCAACUUCUGUCUGAAACUGAGAAGAAGAUGAAGGAAUGUCAACCAGAGCAACAAAGCAAAGGCAAAAAAAUCCUCAUCCAAGAAGUAGAAGAGGAAGAUGACAUCAGUAACAAUGAGACAAAAGCAGAACAGACCGCUUGUCCGGUUGAACCUAGCCAGCCUGUGGGAGGGGAGGAGAGCUCAGCUGCUCCUGCCGAAAGGGGAGACAUGGGUAACGCUCAAAAAAAGCCCCACAACAGAGGGGACGGGGGUCCACACAGUGAGUUCAGCAACUCCCACCAUGGACACUGGAGGGGCAAAGGAGCUAGCUCUGACAAGUACAAAGUCACGCAGGAGUCUAAGGAAAAGGUAGCCAAUGGAACAAGCAAAAGGGGCUCGACAGCUUCAGCCCAGGCUGAUCAGAGCAGCAGUAAGGGAACUCCGGCUGGAGGAAAUGCAUCGGAAACUGUCAACCUUGAUGCCCCGUGUGGAGCCCUGCCCCCACCUCUGGCCCGGCUAAAGAAUGAAGGAAACCUGCUGUUUAAAAACGGACAGUUUGCCGAUGCACUGGAGAAAUACUCACUAGCCAUUCAAGGCUAUACAGAUUCAGGGAUUGAUAGUCCGGAGGAUCUAUGUAUUCUGUAUUCUAACAGAGCAGCCUGCUACCUGAAAGAUGGCAACAGUCAAGACUGCAUACAGGACUGCACAAGAGCCCUGGAGCUACAGCCAUUCUCUCUCAAGCCCCUCCUGCGCCGGGCCAUGGCUUAUGAGUCCCUGGAACGCUACUGUAAGGCCUAUGUGGAUUACAAGACCGUCCUGCAGAUAGACAUCAGUGUGCAGGCAGCACACGACAGCGUCAACAGGAUCACCCGGCUGCUGAUUGAGCAGGACGGUCCAGAGUGGAGAGAGAAACUUCCGGACAUUCCCCGGGUGCCUCUGUCAGCUCAGCAGCACCGCAGAGAGGAGCCACCCAGCACAGAGGUCCUCCAGGCUCGAGCAGAGAAGGCAGCCAGGGAUGAAGAAAGGAAAGCAGAAGUCCAUUUUACAGCUUUGAAGCAAGAAGGGAAUGACUAUGUGAAGAAGGGCCAAUACCAUGAUGCACUGGGAAAGUACACUGAAUGCCUUAAGCUAAAGCCAGAAGAGUGUGCUAUCUACACCAACAGAGCCCUGUGCUACUUGAAGCAGGAGAGGUUUACUGAGGCCAAGCAGGACUGUGAUGCAGCACUGAAACUGGAGCCAAGCAAUAAGAAGGCCUUCUACAGACGAGCCCUGGCCAAUAAAGGCCUCAAGGACUACCUGGCGUGCAGCGCUGACCUGCAGGAGGUACUGCAGCAGGAUCCCAACGUGCAGGAGGCUGAGAAGGAGCUGGAGGAGGUCACAGUGCUGCUCAGGCAGAGUCUGGCCAACGCCAACGCCAACGCUUCACCAGCCAAACCCAGGAAGACUGUCCCCAUCACAGAGGUUGAGGGUGACGAGGAAACGACAGCCGUUCCUAACUCAGAGAGCAGCUGCAGAGGAGAGGACGUCACCAUCAACCUCCAUCCGACUGAUGCCUACGAGUUCGGCCAGGCUCUGAACGCAGCUCGCUGCAGCGGAAACACAGCGGCCUGCUCUGCCUUGCUGGCCUCCACAACCCCGGAGAUGCUUCCCCAGUUCCUGAGCACCCAGCUGGACGGACACACCAUCAGCUUCAUCAUGCAGGCGCUGGACUCCCACCUCCUGGAAAAAGACCCCAACCUGGUCUACCAACACCUCAACCAUCUGCACACCGCCAACAGGUUCUCGGUUGUACUGAUGCUGAUGGAGAAGGACGACCAUCGCCACAUGACUCAGCUGUUUGAGCAUCUGUCUGCUGUGGAGAGCACAGAGUUCACUAAGAACGAUGUUCAGAAUCUGGCCAACAAAUACAUCUGACCCUCCUGCCCCUGCUCCCUGCUGCAUGAGCUGCUGCACCACUACAACUCUUGGAUCUAUGCAAAACACUGCACAAGAAAUGAGAACACAAAGGCAGGAAGCUGCAGAAAGUGCCCCAGAGCAAUACAAUGGAACUGAGUCACAUUCACUCUACUUGUCUGUGCAGUAAAUCUGAUCACUGUAUGUUUGAGUGACAGUAUAAGGAAUAUAUUUUUCUCUCCAGAACAUUUUGCUAUGCAGAUUUACUUUUGUACCACCACUAACCAUUUGCAUUGUACAACAGGCAGACAGUGGGAUACUAAUAGACCUUUCAUGUCAGUGUAUUAAUAAAGAGGGGCCAAUGUACAAUGUUAUGUAAGGCUACAGGCCUUUCCCCUACAGACAGUUGAGUUUGCUCAGGAAAGGCUCAUGUUCCCAGAACUGAUUUCACUUGUUCCAGUCUUUGAACCCUGUCAGUCUUUUGAUAUCAGUCACUUAAUAAAUGAGCUUCUGUCAGACACCGGCUAAGAUCAGAAAUAAUAUUCAGUGCAUGCUGAAUAUUACUUAGCAAAGGACCAAGUGAGGUAAUUUACUACUGAGCUAAUUAAGAUGUUCCUUGCUGCGGGACAAACCAUAAGAUAAAGUAACAGUUUUAUUAUGACCAUGUGUGCUGUAUUAUCACUGUGGAAGAAAUAGGCCUGCAUCAUAUCUUACUGUUAUACUGCACAGGACAACAGCAGUAUCUGUUGAACUGAUAUCUACUGACAGUGUUGUAGGAGAAAAUACAAUUUGUAACCAUACUUGACUCAGACGCUCUUUUGUUUUAUUCAGCUAUGCAAUUAGCAGAUCUGGGUUCUAAUGUAAAAUCACUCUCGCAGGCUGGCGUUUGUGUCUUUUCCUUAAGGAAUGACGUAAAGUCAUUGAACCUAUUUGUUUACCAAAUUAGCCUGCCAGGCAACGCACAUUCUGCAUAUUCAUCUUCACAGCAGUUCAGCCUCGCAGAUGUGUACACACUGGAGAGAAGCAGCAUCUUUGAGAUGUGUGCCUUGGAUUUUAGACCAGGGGUCGACUUACAUUUUGGUGAGUGUGCAGUUACUCUUAAAGAGAGUACAUUUAUGUCAUUCAGUAGCUUUUAUCAAAAUGUUAAAAUGGCUUGGAUUUAUGCAUCGUAAAUCAUACAUAUAUUCACUUCUCUAUGUGCACGUAAUUGUUUAAAAUGUAAUUCUUUGCUAAUUUAAAAAGACAUUCUAGCCAUGCUAUUCCAGUCAUCCAAAAUUGAAGACUGCCUGAAUCCAAACCAUUCUUUGUUUUCAAAUGUUUUAUCACUUCUACAUGAAUGUACCAAAUUUAGUUCAGGGUGACGAGUCGGGGGGCGAGAGGCAAUAAUUUCACAUGUUCCACAGUUUCUCUUCACUGUGGUUUUAACAUUAUAUUUCAGUAGAUGUAAAAAAUGUGUACAAUAUUCAGAGGGCUAUUCAAUAAACUGGAAAAAAUGUAAA
Siniperca chuatsi (mandarin fish) is the source of this 4459-nucleotide messenger RNA. Its product is annotated as sperm-associated antigen 1-like. Lineage: Eukaryota; Metazoa; Chordata; Actinopteri; Centrarchiformes; Sinipercidae. The record is from RefSeq and is a predicted model, not a curated record. The transcript has 19 exons. Gene Ontology annotation, cellular component: mitochondrion; cytosol. Bases 132 to 2981 code for a protein of 949 amino acids. Gene Ontology annotation, molecular function: heat shock protein binding.